This is a messenger RNA of Oryzias melastigma (Indian medaka), 3166 nucleotides long. It is a transcript of the gene lig1, whose product is annotated as ligase I, DNA, ATP-dependent. Gene Ontology annotation, molecular function: ATP binding; DNA ligase (ATP) activity; DNA binding. Gene Ontology annotation, cellular component: mitochondrion; nucleus. Lineage: Eukaryota; Metazoa; Chordata; Actinopteri; Beloniformes; Adrianichthyidae. Gene Ontology annotation, biological process: Okazaki fragment processing involved in mitotic DNA replication; DNA biosynthetic process; DNA recombination. The record is from RefSeq and is a predicted model, not a curated record. Bases 164 to 3079 code for a protein of 971 amino acids. The transcript has 27 exons.
ACAUCUUUGAUUAGGAUGUCAUUUUGGCGCCGAAUAUUCUAAGUUAGUUUUGUGAUUCUUGAGCGCGGGAGUUUGCGUGUUUGUGUGUGGAUGCAGGGUUCGUUCGCAGCCUUGACUUGUAGGUUUUAUUCGUCGUGAAGUGAAAGGAUUUCUGUGAGCCAACAUGCAACGAAGCAUCGCAUCAUUUUUCCAGCCCAAGAGCAAAGAUAAGGACAUUCAGAAGAAAGCUAACGACGACCACCUGAAAAAAAUAGCCAAAAGCCCUCUGAAGGUGCAGAAUGGCGUGCAGGAAGUGGACUCCCCCAUCAAGAAGACUGCCAAACGCAGCCGUCAGAUCCUGGACAGCGACGAAGACGAGGCGCCGCUCGUGAAGGAGCAAGCUGCUCCUGAGGAGCAAGGAGGAAAGAAAGCUCCUGGUAAAACGGAGAAGAAGACAGAAGUGUUCAAGGCGGUUCCCACUCCUCUGUCUCCACCACCUGCUCCAACCACACCCUCAACCCCAGCGACUCCAGCUACUCCCGCCUCCUCGGCUUCACCGGGAACGCCCAGCACUUCUGACUCCAUCUCACCGUCGGGAAUCAGCAAACGCAAGACGGCGAGGAAGAUGUUUCCCAAGAGGAGGCUGGUGGAGGGCAGGAGUGAGAAGGCCGAGGGGGAGGCGGCAGAGGAGGAGACGGGUCAGCAGAACAAACGGCCUCGCGUGGAGAGCAGCGCCAGCAGUGCAGGGAACACGGAUGAACCCAUGGAGGAAGAAGAGGCUGGCGGCCCAGGCCAGCCGCUGGAAAAUGAGAAGCCUGCAGAAGAAGGAGAGACCAAACAGGAGGAGGAGCAGGUAGAGGAAAAGACAGCUGAAGAGAAGCAGAAGACGGGUGACGAGCGAGGGCCCGAGAAGGUCACCAAAGAUGGGAAAGAGAGCCCGCAAAGUCCAACGGUGGAAAAGAAGCAGAAGGACGCAAAGGAGCAGAAAGAUAAGAAAGCUCCCAUCAGCAGUUUCUUUGCUCCCAGAAAAGCAGCAGUGAAGACGGAGAAACCAGAGAGGAGCGACGGAGAGAAAAAGACGAAGAAGAGCUCCGAGGAGGAGCGUAAAGAAAGCAAAGGUGAUUCCACCCCGUCACAAACUGAAUAUGACCCUUCCAGGCCAAACUACCAUCCUGUGGACCAUGCCUGCUGGAAGCACAGCCAGACAGUGCCGUACUUGGCAGUGGCUCGCACCUUUGAGAAAAUUGAAGAGGACUCUGGCAGGCUGAGGAACAUCGAGACGCUGUCGAAUCUGUUUCGCUCCGUGCUGCUGCUCUCUCCAGACGACCUGUUGUGCUGCGUGUACCUGUGCUUGAACCAGCUGGGCCCAGCCUACCUGGGGAUGGAGCUGGGCGUUGGGGAGACGGUGCUGAUGAAAGCGGUCGCCCAAGCAACCGGACGCCAGUUGGACAAAAUCAAAGCAGAGGCCCAGGAGAAAGGAGAUUUGGGCCUUGUGGCUGAAAGUUCCCGUAGCAACCAGCGGAUGAUGUUCCGGCCUGCCAACCUGACAGUGGGGAGCGUUUUCAAGAAACUGAAGGAAAUUGCGAGCAUGAGUGGAAACUCGGCCAUGAAUAAGAAAAUCGACAUCAUCAAAGGCCUCUUUGUGGCGUGCCGCUUUUCAGAGGCCCGCUACAUCGUCAGGUCUCUGGCCGGGAAGCUGAGGAUCGGCCUCGCCGAGCAGAGCGUGCUCUCUGCUCUGAGCCAAGCGGUCUGCUUGACCCCACCUGGACAAGAUUUCCCUCCUGCUGUGAUCGAUGCGAGUAAGGGGAUGAGCGCUGAGAGCAGGCGAGCCUGGAUCGAAGAGAAGAGUCUCCUUCUCAAGCAGACGUACUGCGAGAUGCCCAAUUAUGACAUCAUCAUCCCCGUUCUGCUAAAGGAGGGCAUUGACCAGCUCCCCAACCACUGCAAGCUGACUCCAGGCGUCCCGCUGAGGCCCAUGCUGGCUCACCCCACUAAAGGUGUUGGAGAGGUGAUGAAGAAGUUUGACGAGGCGGCGUUCACCUGCGAGUACAAAUACGACGGGGAGCGCGCACAGAUUCACAUUCUGGAGAGCGGCGAAGUUCGAAUAUUCAGCCGUAAUCAGGAAGACAACACCAGCAAAUACCCCGAUAUCAUCUCUCGCAUUCCCAAGGUGAAGAAGGAAUCAGUGGUGUCCUGCGUCCUGGACUCGGAAGCUGUGGCCUGGGACCACGAGAAGAAACAGAUCCAGCCCUUCCAGGUCCUCACCACUCGAAAGAGAAAGGAUGUGGAUGCCUCAGAGAUCAAAGUCCAGGUGUGCGUGUACGCCUUUGACCUCCUCUACCUCAACGGCGAGUCCCUGGUGCGACAGCCUUUGUGUCGGCGGCGGGCUCUGCUGAGGGAGAGCUUCACGGAGGUGGAGGGGGAGUUUAUGUUUGCCCGCUCCAUCGACAGCGACAGCACCGACGCCAUCGCCGAGUUCCUAGAGCAGUCUGUCCGAGACUCUUGCGAGGGCCUGAUGGUGAAAACUCUGGAGAAGGAUGCGACCUAUGAGAUUGCCAAGCGUUCCCAUAAUUGGCUCAAGUUGAAGAAGGACUACCUAGAUGGCGUGGGCGACACGGUUGACUUGUGUGUGAUCGGAGCCUAUCUGGGGAAAGGGAAAAGAACCGGCACCUACGGCGGCUUCCUGUUGGCGUGCUACGACGAGGAAAACGAGGAGUUCCAGUCGGUUUGCAAGAUCGGGACGGGCUUCAAGGACGAAGAUCUGGAGCAGCAUUACAAGUUUUUGAAGGAACACAUCCUGCCCAAACCUCGGGCUUAUUACCGCGUGGACCAAUCAGCAGAGCCCGACGUGUGGCUGGACGCCGUGCAGGUGUGGGAGGUGAAAUGUGCCGACCUCUCUCUGUCGCCCGUCUACAAGGCCGCCAUGGGACUGGUGGAUCCGGAGAAAGGCAUCUCUCUUCGGUUUCCUCGCUUCCUUCGGAUCAGAGAUGACAAGAAACCUGAGGACGCCACCUCCGGAUCUCAGAUUGCUGAUUUGUACAAGAAGCAGCAACAGAUUCAGAAUCAAGGAGAGAAAGCUGACCCGGAGGACUAUUACUGACGCUGAAUGACGGGAGUUCCGUGUUGUCUGUAAAUAUCUUCUCCUUUUGUAUUGUUGAAUGAAAAUAAAGAGUGGUGCCAGCUUUAA